This is a messenger RNA of Hansenula anomala, 1320 nucleotides long. RefSeq names its product carbohydrate-binding module family 19 protein. Gene Ontology annotation, biological process: carbohydrate metabolic process; chitin catabolic process. The transcript has a single exon. Bases 31 to 1317 code for a protein of 428 amino acids. Gene Ontology annotation, cellular component: extracellular region. Gene Ontology annotation, molecular function: chitinase activity; chitin binding. The record is from RefSeq and is a predicted model, not a curated record. NCBI's taxonomy places the organism in Eukaryota, Fungi, Ascomycota, Saccharomycetes, Phaffomycetales, Wickerhamomycetaceae.
GAUGAUGUUGAUAUUAUUGUUGCUUCAUUCAUGAUUUCAUUCCCUGGUACAGAUAACAUCCCUGGUUUGAACUUUGCUGGUAAUUGUAAUGAUCAAUUCUCAAACGGAUUAUUGAACUGUCCAAAGAUUGGUCAAGAUAUUAAAUACUGCCAAUCUAAGGGUAAAAAAGUUUUGUUAUCAUUAGGUGGUGCUGUUGGUACUUAUGGUUUUACUAAUGAUCAAGAAGCAGAAAGCUUUGCUGACGUUUUAUGGAAUAUGUUCCUUGAAGGUACCAGUGACACAAGACCAUUUGGUGAUGCUGUUAUUGAUGGUAUUGACUUUGAUAUUGAAAAUGCUAACCCAACAGGUUAUGCUGCACUUGGUAAGAAAUUAAGAGAAUAUUUCGCAAAAGGUUCAAAAGACUAUUACUUAUCAGCUGCACCACAAUGUGUUUAUCCAGAUGCUGGUGUUUAUGAAUUACUUGAACAAGUUGAUAUGGAUUUCAUCUUCAUUCAAUUCUACAACAAUUAUUGUAAUGUUGAUAAAAGCUUCAACUGGGAUACAUGGACUAAUUAUGCUGCCACUAUUUCACCAAAUAAAAAUGUCAAAUUAUACGUGGGAAUUCCAGGUGCUCCAAGCGCUGCUGGAAGUGGUUAUUUGGAUAUUUCAGUUGUCCAAUCAACUAUCGACUCCAUUGGAAAUGAUGAUGCAUUUGGUGGUAUUAUGAUGUGGGAUGCUUCUCAAUGUUUCUUGAAUGUUUUGAGUGAUGGAAGAACUUAUGUUCAAGCCAUCAAAGAUGUUCUUGAAUCGAUUGAUGUGACUGGAACCACAACUACCAGCUCAUCUACUACAACGCUAUCACGCGCUUCUUCAACCACUACAGCUUCAUCAUCAACCACUACAGUGUCACCAAGCACAACAUCUAUAGUUCAAAGCAGUUCCACUUCAAAGGAAAUUCCAGCUGAAUCAACUGAAUCAACUACCACCACUUCUUCCCUCCCAGCAACCACAUUAUCGAGUGUUUUAACUUCAACCGUUAAGGCUACAACUUCUUCAACUUCGUCAAAUCCGUCAGCAACAACCUCUGCUUCACAAGAUUGUUCUUCAUUAUCAGGCUCAGCUAAAGUUGAAUGUCUAAACAACAACUAUUCAAAUGGUAAAUAUGAUGGUAAUACGGGCUCUUGUACUACAGGUGAUGUUGCAUGUGACAAGAAUGGUGGAUAUGCCUUGUGUAACUUUGGCUCUUGGGUUUCUUUAGGAUGUGGUGCUGGUACAACUUGUUAUGCUUAUUUACAAGGUGAUAACGUUGUUACUGGUUGUAAUUGGCCUCUCAAAUGAAAU